AGGUACUGUUGACUAUGACCUUUGUCUUUAUAUGAGGUAAUCUUAAAAUUAUUUUCCUGAAUAUCUGAACGCAGCAAUAUGAAAUCUCUGUUGUUGGUGUGUUUCUUUGCAAUAACAUGCGCCUCUAGCGUCUUAGAUUUAUACGGCGUAAUCAAUGUACUGUACUUAAAGGCAGACAGAGAUGCCAACGGUAUUAUAACCAUACCAGAAUUAGAUGGUGUUUACCAAGGAUUCGAUGUCAACCACGAUGGCACAGUGACAAAGCAGGAGUUUGUGAGUUUCUGGCAGUUACUGACACACCAGUCAAAAGAGCAUUCGGAAGCAUAUUUCUAUCUGGCAGAUCUCAAUGACGAUGGAAUUAUUAACUCUAAAGAUUUAGCACCACUGCACCAUGUUUUUGAUCUUGAUGGUAAUGGUAAUGUGACUGCCAAAGAAUUUGGUGAAAAGUGGAUGGGUAUAAUAAGAGAAACACCAUUCACAGUGUUGUUUGUGAGGUCUGACUUGAAUAAAAACAACCUCCUCAAUAAGACAGAAUACAAUAACUUUUUCAUAUCAUUCGAUGCAGAUCAUGAUGGUAAAGUGAGUAAAUCUGAGAUCGAGACGGCUUGGAAGGCAAAUGGGUUUGCCGACACUGUAAAAGACUCUGACGUUCUAUUCGAUAAACUAGACAACAAUCACGAUGGAUUUUUAUCCAGUCCAGAUAUGAGCCAUUGGUUUAACGUUUACGACACUAACCAUGACAGCCACCUUGAUAUUAUCGAAACAGUUAAGAUGUCCCUACUUCUUCCACCAGUUAAUCUACACUAAAGAAAUGACAGCAAUCCAGGUUGAUAUUGAUGCAAUCCAGAAGAAGUUUUCACCAACAACAAAAUAAAAUUGCAAACACAUAA
This is a messenger RNA of Mytilus trossulus (common blue mussel), 890 nucleotides long. RefSeq names its product insoluble matrix shell protein 5-like. Gene Ontology annotation, cellular component: endoplasmic reticulum. Gene Ontology annotation, molecular function: calcium ion binding. Bases 79 to 807 code for a protein of 242 amino acids. Lineage: Eukaryota; Metazoa; Mollusca; Bivalvia; Mytilida; Mytilidae. The record is from RefSeq and is a predicted model, not a curated record. The transcript has 10 exons.